AUGAGCGUUUCCCGCAACUUGUACUUUUUCAUUAUUCUAAUCUCAAAAGCAGUCAAGUGUGAAGAAUCGAAGAUAACUUUCAAUCGUUCUGCCGCUUUCGCCGGGGUAAGUGCUCAAUGUGCAAAUGACACUGCCACGUGGCAAAACUCUCUGCACAUUGUGUCGGAAGUCUCUGUCGAGUGCUUGAUUGAGAAAAAGUGUACGGCUGAAGAGGCGCAGAAGAUCAAGGAGAACUUCUAUGCGCUGGAACGUGAGUUCAAGAUGACUAGGACAGUAUUCAACUUUUUUUGCAGAACUAGACGCCUGGGGUAAGAUUCCAUCGUCCGGAAUCUUUGAAAUUCCCCUAGUUUUCGAUGGAUCCUACCAGGAAUGUCAAAGAAUCAGUGGAAAGGAGUAUGAGACCAAUUACUGUUACUUGGUGUUGGCUCCUGGAAAGGUACACCUCCUUUUUCUUACUUUUAACAUCGAAACAGCAAAGUCAUAUUUCAGAAUGCCACGUGUUCCCAUGCCAGUUUCUUCCGAUCCGCAGUCUGUAUGCCCGAUUCGUGUGAUGCUCAAGAUCUUCCGAAACUAUUUAAUGAACUCGCCCUCCUACCGUUCACCGCGUGCUCCGCGUUCUGCUCGAGAUUCGCGGUGGAGAAGACGUCGUCAUUGUGGGCGUUCAGUGCAUUUCUCCUCGUCGUCGUCUGUUUCGCCCUGCUUGCCACGUCAGUCGACUACGUUCGCGAGGCGAUCGGAAUGAAGGAAAGGAAUGAGAAUUGGAUGCUCAAAAUACUGCUCACGCUCUCAUUGUGGACCAAUGCGGAGCUCUUGUUGUCGGUCAGAGAGCACAAACCGGGAUUCAUCAAGUCACUGGAUUGCAUUCGAUUCCUCUCCAUGUUGUGGGUCGUCACCGGACACACUUUCAAGUACAUUGUGUUUACUGGUAUAGAUUAUUGAUUGAUAUCCUUCUGCUAACCGAUCAGAUUUCCAGAUAAAAUCCUUCCACUUGCUGAUUUUCCGAAACACUUCUGGAACCAUUUGCUUCUAAACGCCUUUCUGUCCGUGGACACAUUCUUUCUCCUCUCUGGCAUUGUCGUUGCUUACCUAUUCUUCAAAACCCGUCUGACAGUGAAUCAAAUCAAAAGCCCUGUCACGUGGAUCCUCUUCUACGUGCACAGAUACCUCAGACUCACUCCUCCCAUCAUGAUCUUCAUCGGAUUCUUCACAGUCUACGGCUACUACAUCCAAGGCCCUUCGGCGGCUGCACAAAUGAGUAAUCCGAGGAGGUCUGUUCAACUAUAAAAGAUUCAUUCAGACCGACUUCUACCGGAAGUCGAUAUCUGUGCAAAGUACUGGUGGAGAAACCUGAUCUACGUUAACAACUUGAUGGAUCACAAGAAUCAAUGUUACGGAAUCACGUGGUACUUGGGAGUGGACACCCAGUUGUACGUGAUCGCUCCCUUCGUUCUUAUCGCUCUCUACUUUUCCUUUGCUGCCGGAGUAGCUCUGAUAACUGCUGGCUGUGUGGGAAGUAUCAUCACUGUCUAUGUGCUCUACGGGAUCAAUGAUCUUCCGGCGGAUUUCUUUGGAAAUGGGUUGGCUUCUAAGGCUCAUCUGCUUGCUGUAUGAUUCUUUGUUUACAGUGUGAACACAAACUUCUACGAUAUAAUAUACGACAAGCCGUGGGUCCGCUGUCCUCCGUAUCUGGUCGGACUUUUAGUCGGAUAUUGUCUGGCCACUUACGGAAAGAGGAAAGUGCGACUGAACUGGGCACUGGCGGUCACUGGAUGGAUAAUAGCAUUCGGAAUCGCUGCCGCUUGCAUCUUUGCGACUUAUGACUAUGACAAAGGAUCCCAUUGGAGGUACACAUUCGAAUCUAAACUUUAUCCACUUUCAAUGUCUUUCAGCGUCUUCACCCGUGCCACCUUCUACAACUUUUCGCGUCUCGGCUGGGCGAUCGCAGUGUCGUGGGUCAUAGUGGCCAAUCACAUGGGAUGGGGAGGUACAGUAUUCCUAUAUGACCGUAAUCCUCAUGUUCUUUUCCCUCCAGGACCCAUCGACGCGUUCAUGUCGCAUCCGAUGUGGCAGCCGUUCGGAAGACUCUCCUACUGCGCCUACAUCGUCCAUUUAUUUGUUCUCUACUGUUAUGUGAACAUCAAUGAUUCCAUUAUUCACUACUAUUCUACUUUCCAAAUUGUAAGUUUCAAAAUCGUUCACAAUAUCAGUGUCAAAAUUUGCAUGUUCAGUUCAUCUACUACUCGGUUCCGGCUUGUCUCCUCUCCUACAUUUUCGCAUUUUUCUGGAGUUGUCUCUUCGAAGUUCCCAUUCUAAAGUAGGACUUUUUACGCGAAAAAGUGAAAACAACCUGUUCAGAUUGGAGAAAAUGUUGAUAGAAUCGAUUCUGAGUAACGGAAAGUCGUCUGAAAGAGUUGGAGGUUCUACGAGUACUAAACUUUAA
Molecule: messenger RNA, 2440 nt
Organism: Caenorhabditis sp. 36 PRJEB53466
Lineage: Eukaryota; Metazoa; Nematoda; Chromadorea; Rhabditida; Rhabditidae
Source: the annotation of a GenBank genome assembly